Messenger RNA from Tarenaya hassleriana, 918 nucleotides. RefSeq names its product E3 ubiquitin-protein ligase At3g02290-like. The record is from RefSeq and is a predicted model, not a curated record. Bases 40 to 693 code for a protein of 217 amino acids. Gene Ontology annotation, molecular function: ubiquitin-protein transferase activity. NCBI's taxonomy places the organism in Eukaryota, Viridiplantae, Streptophyta, Magnoliopsida, Brassicales, Cleomaceae. The transcript is spliced from 6 exons.
AUUUUCUUCUGGAAUCGAUCAUUUAACCUAAACAUCGUCAUGGUCACGGGUUUUCUUGGAUGUUUCUCUAAGAAAAGGAGAAGUAUCGGAGAAUUGUUCCUCUCUCUGGGGAAACCCAGGUUCAUGGGUGCUUUGUGCUGCUCUCCUUGCAGAGAUGAGUUGGUGGAAGAACUGUCCUUUUCAGGCAAUUCUAUUCACAGACAAUGUGGCUGCGUUAUAUGCAUCUUCCACCAUCUGUUUUCGGGGUACAAUGCCAUGUUUUAUAGACUCGAAGGCCGCCAUUCUCCAUCACCCUUGCCCCGUAAUUCUCUUUCCGAACAUAGCUAUACGAGAGUUCAGCGUGAUGGACUGAUCUUUCGGCGUGAUAAAUCCAUGACUAAUCUCCGGGAAGCUUCACAACCAUUGAGGAGGAAUAAGAGCAGUUCGAGUAUAGAAUCUUCGGGCCAUGGAAAGAAAUGGAAUUCGGUUGAUCCCCGAGAAGAUGCAGCGGAAAGGACUUCUUCGGUUUUGAAUCUCUCGUCCGAGGAUGAAGAUUUUUGUCCCACUUGUCUCGAUGGAUAUACUCCCGAGAACCCUAAGAUCCUGACGAAGUGCUCGCAUCAUUUUCACCUCAGUUGUAUCUACGAAUGGCUAGACAGGAGCGACCUAUGCCCGAUAUGCGGCAAGGAAAUGGAGUUUAACGAGAACCCUUGAUCCCAUUUUCUCGUCAUCUUAAAGACUCGAGAACUUCAGUCUGGAGAAAGCAACAACUAUAACCUUCCUCGGUAUAUUUCCGAUGCAUGGAAAGGAGACCAGAGAACUGUAAGUUUCCUCUCUCUUAGGAUUUUGUAUAGAGAAGAAACGGAUCAAAACCCGAGAAUGUAAAAGAUCCGCAAUAAUCGGGAAUUAUAUGGAGAAAAAACUAUGUUUUGUGAUUCU